CACGUCGACAUGGAGAAGAUAAACAGAAAAGUAGCCCAGUCGCUGUUGACGUUGUGUACAUCCGAAUUGGUCGUGUAAAUGUUUGUGGAAAACAGGGUUCUGUGGCAUUUUUGUUAAGAUUAAUCCCAUUUUUAUUGACGCUACAUUGCUCCGGGAGAAGCUAAUGGUCGUGACAACAUGGACAGUGGCCUGAGUCCCCAGGAUAAAAAAGACUUGGACAAAUUCAUAAAGUUCUUUGCCUUGAAGACUGUGCAGGUGAUUGUCCAAGCACGUCUUGGAGAGAAGAUCUGCACUCGCUCGUCCUCUUCGCCGACUGGCUCUGAUUGGUUUAAUUUGGCCAUCAAAGACAUCCCAGAGGUGACUCAUGAAGCCAAGAAGGCACUGGCUGGCCAGCUUCCAGGCAUCGGGCGCUCCAUGUGUGUGGAGAUUUCGCUGAAGACAUCAGAGGGGGAUUCAAUGGAGUUAGAGACGUGGUGCCUGGAGAUGAAUGAAAAGUGUGAUAAGGACAUUAAAGUGUCCUAUACAGUCUACAACCGUCUGUCUGUCCUUCUGAAGUCUCUGCUGGCCAUCACCAGAGUAACACCCGCCUAUAAACUGUCCAGAAAGCAGGGACACGACUAUGUCAUAUUAUACAGGAUUUACUUCGGGGAAGUCCAGCUGAGUGGAUUAGGAGAAGGUUUUCAGACGGUGCGUGUCGGAGUUGUUGGCACUCCUGUUGGUACAAUCACACUAUCAUGUGCUUACCGCACCAACCUGGCAUUCAUGUCCAACAGACAGUUUGAGCCGUCAGCUCCCAUCAUGGGGAUCAUCGUGGAUCACUUUGUGGAUCCUCCCGGCAGCAGCCAGCGUCCUGCCAACAUGGGACACCCCUGCAACUACAGAGCUCCAGAUGAGGAUGAUGGAGGCCCAUAUGCAGGGGUUCAGGACUCACAGGAGGUCUGCACCACCUCCUUCUCCACCUCCCCUCCCUCACAAUGUGUGUGCACACUGAGCCCUUCGCCCUCUAAACUGUCCAAGCCCCUCCCUCUGGACAGUCUGCCGCUUCCAUUGGCUCCUGGACUUGUCACUCACACUCUGUAUGCUUCCAGGUUAUCAUAUCAUCCUCCAGCUCUCACAGGAGCUGCUGAGCUUUGUCACCCUGCUGCCAAUCCAAACCAGGCGUUGCAUGCUGGGAAGGAGCAUGGCGGGGUUGUGUUGGUUCCUGCCCAGCCUCCUCACGGAGCUGAUGCCCAUCUGACAGUAGAGCACGCUGCCAACACACCUGGCGGAAGUGGUGACGAUGACGGCUUGUCGCACAGUGGAGAAAGAAGGAGGGAUGAAGGGAGGAGGAGCGCUUCUCCCUCUGACCCUAUAGAGUCUCUCAACGCAUUCACAAGGAAAAUUGGAGCCUUUGUCAAUAAACCCAAUGCACAAAUAACAGCAGCCAGUCUGGACCUGCCGUUUGCUGAAUUUGCUCCUCGAGGCCUGGACUCAGAGGAGAAUGACCCCAUGGUGCAGCCUCCAGACUCUCCUCCUUGCCCGUCACCCCUGCAGGCCAGCCUCCAUUCUCAGGGCUCAGAGGGAUCGGGGCAGCAGGAUGACUUUGUCAUGGUCGACUUUCGUCCAGCCUUCUCUAAAGACGACUUGUUGCCGAUGGAUCUGGGCACUUUCUACAGAGAGUUUCAAAACCCUCCUCAACUGGCCAGCCUCUCACUACACAUCAGCUCCCAGUCCAUGGCCGAUGACCUGGACUCGCUGCCAGAGAAACUGGCCGUUUAUGAGAAAAACAUCGAUGAGUUUGACGCUUUUGUGGACAUGCUCCAAUAAAAAGAAGAGAAGAAAGGACUGUAUGUGAGAAGAGACUAGAUGGAUGGUGGCAAAUGAAGCUGAAAAAAAAUGAAAGGGAGAAGCAGACUGGAGGCUCUGUAGUCGUUUGUCCUGUGAGAAUCACUCAGACUAAAUCACCAUAUUUUAAUGUGAAGCUCCUCAUUUCUGACAUUUUCCUCUUACCUUCCUGUCAGGCACGUUCACCUCCCUAACCAGCUUGUACAGAUCACUGUAAAUACUGUAUUAUCUCCUCAGACACUGGCUACACCCCUCUCUGGUCCGGUAGUGUUAAUUUAAACUAAAAAUCUUUAUUUUCUAUGUGGCACAAAUCUGCUCACGUCGUCAGUGUUUAAUCAGGAUUACAAUCAAUUCUGUCACUUUAGACAGCCAUGCAAUUCAAGGACAGACUACCUGCACUCAUGAUAGUACUGUUAUAGUGUAGCUCACUAUAAUUAAUCCACCCUCCCUUCCUGCUGAACACUACUCACCUCUUAAGGUCCAGCAUGGCC
This is a messenger RNA of Centropristis striata (black sea bass), 2315 nucleotides long. RefSeq names its product ATG13 autophagy related 13 homolog (S. cerevisiae) (gene atg13). NCBI's taxonomy places the organism in Eukaryota, Metazoa, Chordata, Actinopteri, Perciformes, Serranidae. The transcript has 18 exons. Gene Ontology annotation, cellular component: extrinsic component of membrane; phagophore assembly site; Atg1/ULK1 kinase complex. Gene Ontology annotation, biological process: mitophagy; piecemeal microautophagy of the nucleus; autophagosome assembly. The record is from RefSeq and is a predicted model, not a curated record. Bases 178 to 1806 code for a protein of 542 amino acids.